AUGGUGUCCGCCGCCAAGCACAUGCCCGCAGGGGCCAGGUCGGCUCCAUCUUACACUAUCUCGCGCACUUUACACGUCGCCGAGCAUCUGAACAGGAGAAGGGGCGCAAUUUUUCAGAAGAGGGAAGGAAGGGAAGCGUUGGUGAUGGUGGUGGCUGCCCGGGCUCGUGGUGGUGGUGGUGGUGGUGGUGGUGGUGGUGGCGGGCGACGCACCUCCCCCUGUUCCCCGUGCGGCCACGGGUCGAUGACGGGCGCGUGCGCAGCGAAACGGGACGACGGCGCCGCGGCGGGCUCCAGCCAGUGUGUGUGCGAGCGAGCGCGCCGCCGCUCCAGCUCCAGAGGCCGCUCCAGCUGCUGGAAGCGCCGCGUCUGCCGUCUGCCCUCCCCAGUGCACAGCCGUGCCCGUGCCGCGCGAAGGGGGACUCGCCACGCGGUUAGCGUCUCGCGCGUAGAGACAUUUCCCCGCAGCGAAGUGAAAUCCUAA
Messenger RNA from Schistocerca piceifrons (Central American locust), 483 nucleotides. RefSeq lists its product as uncharacterized. Bases 1 to 483 code for a protein of 160 amino acids. The record is from RefSeq and is a predicted model, not a curated record. The transcript has a single exon. NCBI's taxonomy places the organism in Eukaryota, Metazoa, Arthropoda, Insecta, Orthoptera, Acrididae.